GACUGGUGAAGAAACGACACUGCGAAGAGUCAACCCAGGAGCAUGGCACAGUUUACCCUCGUUCCUGCGAAGGAGAAAAGAAGAUUUAUUUUUUACUUUCUCAGGAAAUUUUUAAAAAUAAAUCUGAAGAGUGGAAAGUAUGAGAAAAAAAUGCCCAACGUUGUGGAGAAGCAUAAUAAAGGAAAACCAAAAGAAAAAAAAAAAAUCACCAAGUGAAGGAAAUAGGGCCGAAGGAACACCAUAGGGAGAGACUACCCCCACCAGUAGGGAAGCAGAAGUUGCAAAGGGAUAACCAGGGAGAGUAAGAUGCGCGAUGCGGGACUGCCGAACGACCUGCGAAAUGGGGAACAUUCCAUGAUAAGUGGAAAAAGCCAGAUGGACCUUAUUGUGCGGAAAGAAAUAGGAAAGUGGGUGCUGCUGCACAGGUUUAUUCAUAAGUACGAUGGGCUCGCGGGCGAAGGAACACUUGUGAGGGAGAAGAUGGCGAAGCAGGGUGAGCAUUUAAGCGAGCAUCCCAGCGAGCAUCCCAGCGAGCAUCCCAGCGAGCAUCCAAGCGAGCAUCCAACUGACCAUCCAACUGACCAACCAACUGACAAUCCAACUGGUCUUCCAACUGACCAUCCAACUGACCAACCAACUGACAAUCCAACUGGUCUUCCAACUGAUCAACCGACUGACCAUCCAACUGAUCAUCCAGCUGGUCUUCCAACUGGCCUUCCAAACGUGUUUAGCCUCUUCUAUAGACCGACGGGAACGCAUCAAAUAGGCAGAGUAAGCUGGAAAAUCAUAGCACGAGAGCAAAUCAGCCCUCCGGAGGCAUUCACCUAUACCCCCGUGAAUCAAAAAACGUCUCGCACCGGACCCUGUGGGGCAUUCGUAGAAAAAUGCCGAUCAAAGGUUACGACAAACGGUAAGAUGCAAAAUUUGCCUUUACAAAAUAACCGAUGGGAAGAGCUUAACAUUAAAGAAGAUCCAAACGAAUCAUUUUGUAAUCCCCCAGCGGGCACAAAAAAGGCCAAAAGGAAGGUAACAAAAAAACACGGAAUUAGCGAAGAGACAACUAAGGCUAUCCUAUCGAAGUGUAUCGAAAUAAAGAGUUACAUCGUCCAAUACAAAAAGAGCUUCAAAAAUAUGUUAAUCAAUUUGUUUAACGAAUACACGUUCCUGAAGAGGUACAUGAACAGCAACUACAACACUUACCAUAAGUUAAAAUUCUUCCUUAGCUGUAACCAUUAUGUGAAGAAGUUACAUGGCGUCCUGUCCAUUUUUGCUGACGUUAUAGCAGAGAGUGACGAAUAUUUAAUGAUAGAAUUGUAUGAGAAAAUAAAAAUUAACGUGCGUCUGUUGUACUAUGUGGGGAGAAUUUUAUCCAACUAUCUCACCUGCAUUGCUUAUAGAAAAAUGGCAUACGUAAUUAUAAUUUGUAUUUCUCGAGUUCACACCAUUUUUAAAUGUAUGCUCAUGUCCGAGCCGUUUAAGAGCGGCGUUCCGGAACUGAUCAGGAUGGUUAAGUACGAUCUUGAGUGA
Molecule: messenger RNA, 1527 nt
Organism: Plasmodium vivax (malaria parasite P. vivax)
Lineage: Eukaryota; Apicomplexa; Aconoidasida; Haemosporida; Plasmodiidae
Exons: 1
Coding region: 307-1527 (406 amino acids)
Source: RefSeq, a predicted model, not a curated record